Laccaria bicolor S238N-H82 is the source of this 644-nucleotide messenger RNA. RefSeq lists its product as uncharacterized. The record is from RefSeq and is a predicted model, not a curated record. The transcript has 4 exons. Lineage: Eukaryota; Fungi; Basidiomycota; Agaricomycetes; Agaricales; Hydnangiaceae. The coding region runs from base 20 to 361 and encodes 113 amino acids.
CUUUAUUUCCUUGCUGGUCAUGCUGACAUAUCGAUACCGCGACUUGAUCAUUCCCCAUGUGCCAGAAGGCGUACGGUCCUUGUUUCCCAGGUUGAGCAACUAUACGCCACUCUCGACGUUCUCAGAACAAUUGAGUGCCGGCAUCUCGUCAAAUACCUUUGAUAUUGAGGCCAACAUUCGCGGUGGAGACUCCAGGUCGGGUCUGGAUGACCAAGGGACACAAGAGGUUUUGGAGAUCAUGCGCCGCGAGCGGGUCAAUUUUGACCAAGCGAGGCUGAUUCGCCAUAAUCGCAUCCUGGCUCGCAAUGGUAUUGACCCCUCUGGCAUGCCCCUCGACUCCAAGGCCGUUACACGCCUAUAGCGAUAACACUUGGUUAUUGGCCGCAUGGACUACAUUUGCUUUUUCUUACUUUUGGCUCCUUCGUUGGAUCCACGACCGCUCCUUCUGCUUGUUGUAUGCUUUCCCUUGCUAUAAUCAUUCCUUGGAACCUGGAUGUACUUCACUCUAUCUCUUGGAUCUGCUGUAAUUCCAGCUACUGCUGCCACCCACACUUUUGUUGCUUGUACCCUUACCAGCACUCAUCGCCUAACUAAUCUAAUGUUCAACAUAUUUAUAGAAUCUUCACUAUCUCCGUCGAUUCUAA